Messenger RNA from Dermatophagoides pteronyssinus (European house dust mite), 885 nucleotides. RefSeq names its product V-type proton ATPase catalytic subunit A-like. The record is from RefSeq and is a predicted model, not a curated record. NCBI's taxonomy places the organism in Eukaryota, Metazoa, Arthropoda, Arachnida, Sarcoptiformes, Pyroglyphidae.
UGGCCCGUGCGGAAGCCGCGCCCGGUGGUGCAGAAGCUGCAACCGACGGAGUCGCUGAUCACUGGGCAGCGCGUCGACGGCGAGGAGGUCAACGUGAUGCUGCGCACCGUGCUGAUCGCGAACACGAGCAACAUGCCGGUUGCCGCUCGCGAGGCUUCGAUCUACACGGGGAUCACGAUCAGCGAGUACUUCCGAGACAUGGGGCUGAAUGUGACGAUGCUCGCAGACAGCACGUCGCGCUGGGCAGAGGCGCUGCGCGAGAUCAGCGGCCGGCUCGGCGAGAUGCCGGCGGACAGCGGCUACCCGGCGUACCUGGGUGGCCGGCUCGCGACGUUCUACGAGCGGGCAGGCAAGUCGCGCUGCUUUGGCGCGCCGGAGCGUACCGGCUCGAUUACGGUGAUCGGCGCCGUCUCGCCGCCGGCUGGCGACUUUAGCGACCCGGUCACGGUGAGCACGAUGAACAUCGUGCAAGUUUUCUGGGGCCUCGACAAGAAGCUGGCGCAGCGCAAGCACUUCCCGUCGGUGAACUGGACGAAAAGUUACUCGAAGUACGUCGACUCGCUCGCGCCUUUCUUUGCGAAGAUCGACGGGACCUUCGUCAGCAACCAGCGACUGUUUUGCGACCUGCUGCAGAAGGAAGUCGAGCUGCAAGAAAUUGUGCAGCUAGUCGGCCGCGACUCGUUGAGCGAAGACCAGAAGCUGAUUCUCGACGUUUCGAAAAUGAUUCGCGAGGACUUUCUGCAGCAAAACGCGUUCUCGGACUACGACUACAACUGCCCGCUGCCGAAGACGCUGAACAUGAUGCGGCUGAUUGCGGCGUUCUACAAGACCGUGCUGGGCUUUUUGCACGACUCGAACAAGCCAGGCGCUGCGACCAUGCAAUAA